AUGGCAAUCCUUCAAGCAUACCAAGCUGACCUGCUUUUGGACAUUGAUGAAGGCGGAGAAGCUAGUGCUUACACUUUUAGAGAGCUGUGUUGUGCUACAGACUUGUCUCUCCGGGCCUCCAAGGAGAUGGCCAAGUCAAUCAGCUGGUAUAUGGCAGCCCUGAUGGCCACAGAGAGAUAUCUCUGGUUAAAUCUUUCUGACAUGAAGGAGAAAUCAUUCUACACCCUGCUCUCUCCUCAUGAUCUCUUGUCACCUCAGUCAUUGAGAGGUUUCAGGAGGCUAAGAAACAGGAGGUGGCGUUUAUCCCUUGCCAACCUCAUGUGCCUGAGACUACUGAGCAUGAGCAGUCUAGGCCCUCUAAAAGCUCCUCACAUUGAGCACAGAAAAAGCAGUGCAUCACUACCUGUGGCCUCACACAGAAAGACUGGAGAACCUGGUAAAAUUUAUUACAAAGUGCUAAAGGAAAGACGACCCAAAGUAGAGUUCACAGUUUCAAGUGACAUAAAUAAGACAUUACUUGAAUGCAACACAUGGUGUAAAACGGAAUGGGAUAAAGAAUUCAGGCCACGUGUGGAACUUGUAUCAGCUAAUGUUGAUCUCUUCGAUGCCAUAAAUGUAUUUAACACAUAUGAUAGAAAAGCAGAUGCCAGUGUAACAGGCACCUAUGUUCAAAGGGAAACAUAUAAACAUAUGGAAUAUAAAGAUGAAGCAGGAGAGAGACUUCCCAGGGCUGGAGCCUCUGUAGCAGCAGGAGUUGGACGAGCUCAUGCUGAAUACAGUAUACUUGAGGCAGAAGCCAAAGGCCCCAAUGUCUCAGCUGGUGUUGAAAUCAGUGUGGCUGGAUUAGGAGCAAUGGCUCAGGCUGAAGUCGGCAGUGCAUCAGCUAAAGCCGGUCCAGUUAGUGUGAAAGUGGGACUUGGACUCGACACGGGUGUAUCUAUUGGUCUGACUGGGGUGGAGGCAAAAUUCCUGGGAUGUGGAGUCUCAGCUGGUCUAAAAACCAGUGUAUCUCUUCUGGGUUCAGAAGUGUCAUGUUCAGUCAUGUAGUUACCUUUGAAAUUGUGAAGACAAAAACAGUAUCCUGAAUAUAUAUUAACAGCAUUAGUGUUAAUGUUUAGCUAUAAAACUACAACUUUAACUAAAUGAAAACAUAAAAUUAUGUUGUUGUUUUUUUAGAUGUUAUGUUUAUAUAAUU
Messenger RNA from Megalobrama amblycephala (Wuchang bream), 1195 nucleotides. RefSeq lists its product as uncharacterized. The transcript is spliced from 2 exons. Bases 1 to 1047 code for a protein of 348 amino acids. The record is from RefSeq and is a predicted model, not a curated record. NCBI's taxonomy places the organism in Eukaryota, Metazoa, Chordata, Actinopteri, Cypriniformes, Xenocyprididae.